AUGUUGUCAGCCAUACGUUCGUCCAGGCCGACAAGCACCUUUCGACGCGUUGCGCUUUCUUCUCAGUCCCAUCGCAUCGCCAUGGCACCUAAACGCAACAGCAGCUCGCUCCCCGCCGGCUAUGUCGAAGACAAGUCAAAGGGUGCUAUGCUGAGAUUCCAAGACUCUCUGCCUCGCCUUCCAGUCCCAACCCUCGAAGAGACUGCCAAGAGAUACCUCAAGAGCUUAAAUCCUAUCAUCUCCAAGACCGAGCUUGAGCAAAGCAAAGCCGCGGUUGCUGAGUUCAUUAAGCCGGGCGGAGUUGGAAGCAAGCUUCAGCAGAAGCUUGUUGAAAAGGCUCAAGAUCCCAAGACAAAGAACUGGAUUUACGAGUGGUGGAACGAUGCCGCCUAUCUGAGCUACCGAGAUCCGGUGGUGCCAUAUGUCAGCUAUUUCUAUUCACACAGAGACGACCCCAAGCGACGCAACCCUGCCAAGAGAGCUGCGGCGAUCACCAGCAGUGUGCUGGAGUUCAAGAAGCUUGUGGACAGCGGCAGCCUAGAGCCUGAGUAUAUGAAGAAGCUGCCCAUUUGCAUGGAUAGUUACAAGUGGAUGUUCAACGCGAGCCGCGUCGCUGCCCGCCCUGCCGACUAUCCUGUCAAGUUCUCCCACACCGAAAACAAGCACAUUGUGGUCAUCCGCAAGAACCAAUUCUUCAAGGUCGAGCACGAAGUUGCCGGCAAGCAACUUAACACAUCAGAGCUCGAGCACCAGUUCAACCGCAUUUACCAGAUCGCGCAGCGGGUAUCACCCGUGGGCGCGCUGACCUCAGAAAACCGAGACGUCUGGGCAGAUGCUCGUGAAGUGCUGAUCCAAGAAAGCCCCAAGAAUAAGGCGGCCUUGGAGGCCAUCGAGUCUGCCUCAUUCGUGGUAUGUUUAGACGAUGCGUCCCCUGUCACACUGGAAGAGCGUGCUCGCCAGUACUGGCACGGCGAUGGCGCCAACCGUUGGUAUGACAAACCUCUUCAGUUCAUCGUCAAUGAUAACGGUACAUCGGGCUUUAUGGGAGAGCACUCAAUGAUGGACGGCACACCGACGCACCGCCUAAACGACUACAUCAACGAUCUUAUCUUUGGAAACAAGAUUGAUUUCUCAGACCCCAAUGUUCGAUCCGACUUGCCUGAGCCCCAGCCUAUCAAGUUCGAGAUCACGCCCAAGGUCCAGAGCGAGAUCGACCGCGCUGUCACCGACUUUAGCAACGUCAUUGGCCAACACCAACUUGCUGUCCAAGCAUACCAAGCCUACGGGAAGGGUCUCAUCAAGCAGUUCAAGUGCUCACCAGACGCAUACGUGCAGAUGAUCAUCCAGCUUGCCUACUACAAGAUGUACGGCAAGAACCGACCAACAUAUGAAUCAGCCGCUACCCGACGCUUCCAGCUGGGACGUACUGAGACUUGCCGCAGCGUUUCUGAUGAAUCUGCUGCUUGGUGCACAUCCAUGGCGGAUCCCACAGCUGAGGACAAGACCCGAGUUGACCUUUUCCGCAAAGCCAUUGCAGCUCACAUUGAGUACAUUUCGGCUGCUUCCGACGGCAAGGGUGUUGACAGACAUUUGUUCGGACUCAAGAAGCUCCUUGGGCCUGGUGAAGAGCUCCCGGCCAUCUACAAGGACCCCGCGUACGGCUACUCUUCGUCCUGGUACCUGUCUACUUCACAGCUGAGCUCAGAGUUCUUCAACGGCUAUGGCUGGAGCCAGGUGAUUGACGGCGGAUUUGGCAUUGCGUACAUGAUCAACGAGAACAGCAUCAACUUCAACGUAGUAUCAAAGGGACUGGGCAGCGAGCGAAUGAGCUACUACCUUAACGAGGCUGCGGGCGAGAUGCGAGACCUGCUGGUUCCGACUCUGGAGCCGCCCAAGGCCAAGCUGUAG
Molecule: messenger RNA, 1908 nt
Organism: Trichoderma gamsii
Lineage: Eukaryota; Fungi; Ascomycota; Sordariomycetes; Hypocreales; Hypocreaceae
Product: carnitine O-acetyltransferase
Exons: 4
Coding region: 1-1908 (635 amino acids)
Biological process (GO): carnitine metabolic process
Cellular component (GO): mitochondrion; peroxisome
Molecular function (GO): carnitine O-acetyltransferase activity
Source: RefSeq, a predicted model, not a curated record